AUGAGUAUCUCCAACAAGCAACAAUACACUGCUGGGACGCGAACAUCGAUCCGUCCGGCCGCCGACUUUGGACUCGAGCUUCACCCUGGUAUUGAAGAUCUCAUAUACGACAGUACUGCAUUAGCUCGAGCCUAUGGUGGAGCUUCCCUCAGAGAAAUCUUCGCGACCAAGCUUGUGACGAUAUGUGUCAUCACUGCGUGUGUUGGAGGCCUCCUGUUCGGUUUCGAUCAAGGUCUUCUAUCCAUCAUCUUGGUAAUGCCAAAGUUUUUGGGGGACUUCCCGGCAAUUGAUGAGUCUAUGUCGACCUCGGCUAGUUUCAAUAAAGGAUUGAUGACUGCCAUGUUGGAACUCGGGGCUUUCAUUGGAGCGAUCUUUGUUGGAUUUGUUGCGGACAAAUAUUCACGAAAGGUUUCCAUUGGGGUGGGGCUUGCUUGGUUCGUCGUCGGUUCAACCAUCCAGACGGCUUCUUUCAGUGUUGCUCAGCUCAUUGUUGGUCGAACCCUCGGAGGUAUUGGCAUCGGUAUGUUAUCCUGUACGGCUCCGAUUUACGUUUCUGAGAUUGCACCUCCAAAUGUCAGAGGUGCUCUCUUGGUCAUGGAGCAGUUCAUGAUCGUUUUCGGCAUCGUCGUCAUGUUUUACAUCACUUACGCGACAAGAGUCAUCGAAUCUGAGUGGUGUUACCGUCUUCCUUUUUUACUUCAAAUGAUACCAGGAUUCUUCCUUGGCGGUGCCCUUUUCGUACUGCCGUACUCCCCACGAUGGCUUGCGAGUAAAGGCCGUGAUCAGGAAUGUCUCGACACCCUUGUUCGACUUCGAAAUCUGCCACCGACCGAUCCCCGGGUACAAGCGGAAUGGAUCACAAUCAGAGUUGAGGCUACGCAUAAUCACGAGGCUUUGAUUCUGCGACACCCCAACCUGGUGGCCACUGGUUUCAAGACCGAGCUCAAGCUUGAGAUCGCCAGUUGGGUAGACAUGUUUAGACCUGCUGUCAUUCGACGAACAAUGAUCGGGGUCAUGCUCAUGUUCUUCCAACAAUUCAUCGGUAUCAAUGCCCUCAUAUAUUACAGCCCGACACUGUUCAAAACACUUGGUUUGAACUCCGCCCUCCAGCUCCAUAUGAGUGGUGUCAUGAACGUUCUACAACUGAUUGCUGUCGUCGUUGCUUUCUUCAUCUUUGACCGGGUUGGAAGACGUCCUCUCCUCUUAUUUGGUUCCAUUGGUAUGUGUGCAGCCCACACCAUUGUUGGGAUCAUGAUCGCUCUCUACUCGAAUGAUUGGCCCAGUCAUUCUGGACAGGCAUGGUGCGGUGUCACUUUCAUCUUGAUCUAUAUGCUUUUCUUUGGUCUCUCUUGGGGUCCUGUUCCUUGGGCAAUGCCAGCUGAAGUUCACGCGUCGAGCUACCGAGCCAAAGGGGUUGCUCUUUCUACUUGCACAAAUUGGCUUUGUAACUUCAUUAUCGGUCUUAUUACCCCCCCUAUGAUCCAAAACAUCGGGUACGGUACUUUCGUGUUCUUCGCCGUCUUUUCCUUCCUUUCCGGUGUCUGGGCCUGGUUCAUUGCUCCCGAGACCAAGGGACGAUCCCUCGAGCAGAUGGAUCAGGUGUUCCACUCACACGCUGCAGCUCACGACCAAGAGAUGAAAGAACAAAUCACUAGCAUCGUACUCGGCCACGGUACCCGAAACGCAAGAUUGACAUCAGCCAGCCACUCCGAUGAGAAGAUUGGCGAUGUUUAUAUCGAGAGACAGUAG
Kwoniella shivajii is the source of this 1749-nucleotide messenger RNA. RefSeq lists its product as uncharacterized. Gene Ontology annotation, molecular function: carbohydrate:proton symporter activity. The coding region runs from base 1 to 1749 and encodes 582 amino acids. Gene Ontology annotation, cellular component: membrane. Gene Ontology annotation, biological process: transmembrane transport; carbohydrate transport. The record is from RefSeq and is a predicted model, not a curated record. The transcript is spliced from 8 exons. NCBI's taxonomy places the organism in Eukaryota, Fungi, Basidiomycota, Tremellomycetes, Tremellales, Cryptococcaceae.